GGUACUGCACAUUUAUAGUAUGGUCGAUCAGUACGGUUGAAUACAUGACGAAGUAAUGAAGUCUAUUACUUCCCAGUUUCCCGCUGUUUCUUGAAUUUUUUUUUUCUUCCUCUUCAACAUACAACUUUUCUUCCUUUUCAAUAUACAGUGCAUCUUUGCUUGUCAUUUUUAAAACUGCAUGUAAUACGCCAUAAACGAAAACAACGUCUGAAAAAUCUCCGCCAUGUAUACACAUAUCUUAAUCCAACUCAGAAUAUCAGAUUUGCUCGUUUUCCCGUCGUCUGAGCUCUGCUUGUAAGGACUACAAGCCGAGCUGUAAAUUUUUGAGAUAUAUCGAGGUCUUUUUGGAUAUUCGAUCUUAUCUGUCUGGAAAUCUAAUCGAGGUGGAACAUUGGUCCUUUUCGAACUAUUACUUGCUGUUUUCUAUCCCAUCCCAUCUAGCUGGGAAUAUCGAAUCGACUCGAAUGUUGCACUUACUCGAAGUUUGAGGUGUUUUCAAACAUCCAAUCGGCGCGAUACAAUAACUGAACUUGACGUUUUACGUAAUUAUUAUAUUGGAAUGUCAUAUCGCAUCUACUAGCUCAGUGUAUCAAACUAGAAUAGUACACAUAUUCAGAUUUUUACUUGUUCCCAAACACCGAACUGGCAAAAUGGGACUCGCAAAAGCCAUGAGAUUCGACAAAGCCAAGAGCCUCGAAAAAGCCAAAGAAGUCGAGAGCGUCAAGAAACCGCUAAUGGAAUUGACUGGCGAUGAGUUGAUUUUUUGGCACAGACAGAAAGCGUGGAAAGAAUUGGUCGGAGAUAGCCCGGGAGAGGAGGUUGAGGCGAUUUUGCAAAACAGUAACCAAAAAGGGACGAAAGACCUCGAGAACCAAGUCUACCGAUUGACAAGAGAUGUUCCCCAUCUGCGCACUUGCUCUAUUACUAAAUCGAACUCUAUCAGAUCUGUUAGACCAAUCAUAGAAAAUGGCUCGGAAAAAGCAAGAAGUGUGAAGAUGGCCCACAAAAUGGUAACCGAGCUUCAAAGAAUGGGGGAUUGGCCUUCUCCUAUCCCAGAGGAGGACGAACAAGACUCUUCUCCGCCUCGUCACCCUCAGGAGCAGUUUUACGAACCUAGUUCCUCCAAUGACCCCACUGACCAAGCCAGCCACUCAUACAAGCACAUUCGUCCAAUGUCAGAAUCGGCACUCGAAGACUCUUCUCCUUUUGAAGUUCCAGGGCCCUAUUCCAACGGGAGGCCCUCCCAUCCUAGAGGCAAAUCUAUUUAUGAAAUCAUCCACUCUGAAGAACGUGGUCUUUCAGUGCUAGACCAUACCACCAAAGAAACCCUUCCAAUACGUCGUCAGGUAAAACGUUUUGACACGCCAGUUUCCUCCACCGGAAAAGGAACCGACUCACAAAGCGAGCUUAUUCUCCAAGAACAUGCCAGCUCUGAGACCUCCACGUCAGCUGAAACCAAAAAACUCCGUCGAGUAGUCAAAGCCAAUUCCCUGCACCGGAUGUUCAUGAAAGGUUUCGAGAAACAUGAGGAUUAUAGGGCAUGGGAAGACGAGCAACUUGCUAAAUCCAAGGAAACAAAGAAAGGUGCUUUCAAACGUGUAAUUGACAAGUCUGAAGGAUAUUUGAAGAAAUAUAGAGAUUUCAGGGACUGGGAGGAUGCUUGGAUUGAUAAUAAAGUGGGUAAAUUCACGAGAGUGGAGUUUUAUGGCACGGUGAAAAUUUAUCAAUGGAGGAAAGGCGGGGUAGCGACGAUGAGUGAGGAGGCGUUACUGCAGAGGGCGGAAGAAGAAGAAGAAGAAGAAGAAGAGCAAUAUGAAAGCGAGGGCACAAUAGAUUGCGAUGGACGAUCAGAAGUGGUCGCAUUCUCAUAUAUUUGAUUUCGUUAGCCUACAGAUCCAGAUAUUGAAAGAAUACGUAGACUAAAAUAGCUACCACUGUCAGAAUAGACAAGAAAUUGAGUACAGUCCCCAAGAAACGAGAAGGAUUUAUAUCAGCUACCCGGAUACCUUUCAUACAUUCGCUGCAUUCCAAUGUACUGUAAGUGAAUAUCACCUAACAUCGAUCUGUGAAUCCAAUUUGGCAAACAAAGAACACAAAAUCUUCACUCUACUU
Molecule: messenger RNA, 2112 nt
Organism: Sclerotinia trifoliorum
Lineage: Eukaryota; Fungi; Ascomycota; Leotiomycetes; Helotiales; Sclerotiniaceae
Source: the annotation of a GenBank genome assembly